Parasteatoda tepidariorum (common house spider) is the source of this 1904-nucleotide messenger RNA. RefSeq names its product putative monocarboxylate transporter 5. Gene Ontology annotation, biological process: transmembrane transport. The record is from RefSeq and is a predicted model, not a curated record. NCBI's taxonomy places the organism in Eukaryota, Metazoa, Arthropoda, Arachnida, Araneae, Theridiidae. Gene Ontology annotation, molecular function: monocarboxylic acid transmembrane transporter activity.
GAUCUAGAUUAGUUAUUAAAGAUCACAUUAUAUUUUUGUUCGUAAAUAUUCAUUUUUUCGUUUAUUUUAUUAUGUAGCAUCUGCAAUCAUCUAUAUUCUCAGGAUUUUUAAAAACCAGUUAGAUUUGAACUAUCUUCAUGAAAUCGGAAACUAUCGCAAGUAUUGAAAUCAUAACUGCCUGCUUUAUGAUAAAUUUCCUCUAUGGCGCUUCAGCAAGAAUGGUUUCAUUGUUUUUCGUGGAGUCUAUUCAUCGGUUUGAAGUUAAUCGUAACCAAGCAUCUCUUCCAUAUAUCCUGCCUUUUAUAAUGAGACAUCUUUGUGGUCCUCUUCAAGGAUAUUUACAGCAACUUUUCCAAACGAAAUCUCUUAUCAUUUUUGGAAAUGUGGGGUCAGUAAUCAGCAUUGGAGCUUGUUUCUUUGCAGAAGACAUUUUAACAGUUACAAUCCUAUGGGGUUUCAUAUUUGGUGUUUCCUUUGGUCUUGGAAUUCAGUAUUUGCCACUACUACUUAAUGCCCAUUUCACAACAAACCAAAGUAAAGCUAAUGGCUUUGCAUAUUCAGGAGCAUGCUUUGGAGGUGUGGUGAUGCCCCCAAUAAUGGAAGCAUGUAUAGAGUAUUACGGACUUAAUGGAUCAUUCUUAAUUUUAUCUGCUAUUUUGGCACAUUUUAUACCAUUUUCUAUGUUACUGAAAUCAUCCGAGGAAAAAUCACACAAAAAUGAGCAUAGUCAAAACAUUAAUAAGAAAGUGAGUUGUAUUGAAAUGAAAGAAUCUAAGAAAACACAUCUGCCUUCAACAAGUCUUGACGAUAAUAUAUGUCAAAACUUACAUAAAAAAUCAUUUCUUUCAAGUGACACUGAGGCUGUUAAACUUGACAUCAAUAAAGAAAUUGACACCAAAUCUAAACGCCUUGUAGAAAGGGAAAAUUCUAAAAAUAAGCCUCUAUCAGCUUUUACUCUUGAAAAUUUUAAAAUUUUCAUUGACCCAUUAUUCAUUAUCAUAUUGGUUAUGACUGCUUGUACAUUUUAUAUAACGACAGUUAUGAUGGCAAUCAUUCUUGAUUUUGUGCGUGACAAAAAUGUUGGAGCUAACCUGGAGAUUUAUUAUGUCAUGAUAUUGGCUCUAGCAGAUAUAUGUGGAAGAAUAGGAUCUGGAUUUGUUAUAGACAAACAAAUCUUACCUUCCCCCACGAUUACUUCAAUAUGCUGUGUGUGUACUGGAUUAUCUUCUCUUGGUCUAUUGUUCAUCAAUAAUUAUUUACUUCUGAUGUUUAUUGAUUUCCUGCUUACCGUUUUUACUGGAUCUCUUUUGGUUUUACAAAUUGCUUUAGUACACGAAUUUAUGCAGCCUGAGAAAAGAAAUAUGGCAAUGGUUUGUAAAUCGAUGUUAUUUGCACCGCUGUGCUUUACUGUAUCUCCCAUGAUUGGUUAUUUCAGAGGAGAGCAUGGAUCUUAUGAUGGCGUUAUGUACACUCUAACGGGUAUUUCUUUUUUCUCUGGAUUCAUCAUAUACUUCAUCCCUCAUUUGGCAAAAAGAAGAAAGACAACAACAUCAGACAACGUGACAUAAUUUCGUUAAAAAUGUGUUAAAUCACAUGUCAACAUUUUUGGUGUGAUUAUGGGUGCGAUACAGUUUUCAAAGUGUAUUUAAUUCAUAGAAACAUUCGUUAAUUGUAAUAAAAAAACCACAUGAAGGCUUUACGAAUAGCUUAACUUUAAUAGAUUUGAUAAACACUACUGUUACUAUUAAUUUUUGAUCAUGUCAUCAACUAUGAUUUGAAAAACCAAUACUUAGCACAACUUAAGAACAAUUUCGGUUAUUGUUAGCAUCAAAAGGAUGUUAUGAUGUUAUUAUAAUAAAAUUAAUUUAUGGGUGAUUCUUCAAAAUAUGUAAUAUUUAAGAGUA